Molecule: messenger RNA, 744 nt
Organism: Hevea brasiliensis (rubber tree)
Lineage: Eukaryota; Viridiplantae; Streptophyta; Magnoliopsida; Malpighiales; Euphorbiaceae
Product: iridoid oxidase-like
Exons: 2
Coding region: 76-744 (222 amino acids)
Molecular function (GO): iron ion binding; monooxygenase activity; oxidoreductase activity, acting on paired donors, with incorporation or reduction of molecular oxygen
Source: RefSeq, a predicted model, not a curated record
AUUGAAGAUGAUACAGCAGCUGCAAAUGCAAGGGGAGAGUCAGGGGUAGUGAAUUUACCCCACUAUCUCUUUCUAAUGGCAUUCAACGUAAUUGGUAACCUCAUGCUCUCAAGAGACCUUUUGGAUUCACAGUGCAAAGAAGGGUAUGAAUUUUUUCAAGCCACAGGAAUGGCUGCAAUGUGGGCAGGGACGCCAAAUGUAGCAGAUUUUCUACCAUUCUUGAAAUGGUUUGAUCCACAGGGGUUAAGGAGGAACAUGUCGAGAGAUAUGGCAAGAGCUUUGAAGAUUGUUGAAGGGUUUGUGAAAGAGAGGCUUGAGGAAUACAAAUUAGGGAAUGAGGAGAAGAAUAAUAAGGACUUCCUAGACACUUUGUUGGAAUUUGAAGGUGAUGGUAAAGAUUGGCAUGAGAAGAUCCCAUAUGAAAGAAUCAUUAUAAUCAUAUUGGAAAUGUUUUUUGCUGGGUCAGAGACUACAAGUGCAGCAACAGAAUGGGCUAUGGCAGAGUUACUUCGUAAACCUGAAGCCAUGAGAAAGGUUAAAGAAGAACUCAAUGAGGUUGUUGGAGAGAAUAGAAAUGUUGAAGAGAGUGACAUAGAGAAAUUGCCAUAUUUGCAAGCUGUUGUAAAGGAAGCACUUCGGUUACAUCCCUCAGUUCCUUUACUCGUUCCAAGAAACACAAUGCAAGAUACAAAUUUCAUGGGGUACCAUAUAGCCAAAGAUACUCAAGUUUUUGUGAAUGCUUGA